AUGCAUCAGCACCGAUUCUCGUAUCUCUCGUGCGAAACCGACGACAGCGAAAGCCUAGCAACACCACUGGACGCAUCCCCUUAUCUACCGCUUGCCACACACGUUAUUACCGUGGUGCCCAACGAGUCGCUGACUGAUCGACCCCACAUUCCCACCAUUGCAACUAAUCGUCGACGACACCCUUCUUAUUCUUCUACUACUGAGACUGAACAACGACGACGGCGACAACAACAGCGGCGUCACUUGGAGCAAUCAAGUACCGUUGCUAUGUUACAACAACCACUACAACGUCGUCGCUCGUGGUCACUAUCAUCGUCGUUACCCUCGUCACCAAGUAACCUGUGGCCACGAUUGAAACAAAUGGUUUCCCGUUUCCAUAUGCAUAGCAGCAGUAGUACCGAUAGUGAUAAUAAACCAGUCAAGAAACAGCAGCAUGAUAAAGACGCCGACAAUCAUAUCGAGCAGCAAGACGACUUGUCAAGUCAGCUAUCGGCGCUCAAAAUAUCACCCAAAGCGGAGGAUAACAAAAGGAGGCUGUGGUUGUUUGACAAGAAGCAGAAAAAGACUCGCAUUCAGCCUUCGUGA
Molecule: messenger RNA, 585 nt
Organism: Zychaea mexicana
Lineage: Eukaryota; Fungi; Mucoromycota; Mucoromycetes; Mucorales; Lichtheimiaceae
Exons: 1
Coding region: 1-585 (194 amino acids)
Source: RefSeq, a predicted model, not a curated record